CACACCAGCUAGGGCUUGGUGGCCCUUCUAACCGGGAGAGCUGAGAGAGUCUCUGCGCCAGGGAGGUAAUCGGAGGCACCUCUAUAAUUGCAGCAUCUCAAAACCUUCGUCAUCAGGAAAGCGGUGGAGAAGCAUCAUCCACCGUCUACACCCCACCAGAGAUCACCACUUACUAUUUGAUGAGUCUUCCGGGUCCUCUUUUCUCUGAGUAUUUCGUACGCAGUUUAGAUAAAACUGUGGACUCUGCUUUCCCCCUGAUACAUGGGCGUUUAGAGCAUGAAGGUGUCUUUCGUUUUGUUUGUUCGGUCCGACCUGGUAUUGUCCAUCCUUGAGCUUUACCUGCUGUUUGCCUUCCAGAUUCUUCAGGGCCAUGAAAGAGCCAACACCAUGGUGGCGUUAAUGGAAGUUUAUGGAGAGGAAGAUGAAGCAUACCAGGAAUUUGUUACCGCGGCAACCACGUUCUUCCAGUACUUACUGAAGCCGUUUAGGGAUAUGCGAGAAGUUGCAGCUUCGUGUAAGAGUGAUAUUUUGAAAUCCUUGGGUGAGGAUGAUCUGGGUCCUAAAAGGAUCGUGGCUCUGCAGAAGGAAGCCCAGGAGUGGGCCCGGCAGGCUGACGAAGCGAUCGUCUCUAUUCAGGAUAUCACAGUGAAUUAUUUUAAAGAAACAGUAAAAGCCUUAGCAGGGAUGCAGAAACAAAUGGAACAGGAUGAGAAGAGGUUUGGCCAGGCUGCCUGGGCCACAGCAACUCCCAGGCUAGAAAGACUCAAGCUCAUGUUAGCUCGGGAGACACUGCAGCUCAUGAGAGCCAAAGAGCUGUGUUUAGAUCACAAAAGAGCUGAGAUUCAGGGAAAGAUGGAAGAUCUUCCAGACCAAGAAAAAAAUAUAAAUGUUGUAGACGAACUAGAAAUAAAAUAUUAUGAAGUUCAAUUAGAACUAUAUGAGAUUCAAUUUGAGAUAUUAAAAUAUGAAGAAAUACUACUUAUUACACAGCUGGACUCUAUUAAAAGGCUUAUCAAAGAUAAACAGGAUGAAGUUGUCUAUUAUGACCCAUGUGAAAGUCCAGAGGAACUUGAAGUCAUUGAUCCCGGGAAGGGGCUGCAGGACCAUGAGGAUUUGGAAAUGAAAGCGCUCGGCCGGCAGUGCCGGCAGCUGGAGCGGCAGCGGGGCCGGAUCUGCGCCAGGAGGGCCCAUCUCAGGAACAGGAAGGUGGGCGCCGGUGGCUUUGCUUUCUUUCCCUCCCAGAAAAGAGACAAGAUAAAAGAGCAGGAGCAAAAGAAGAAAGAAUGGAUAAGCCAAGAACGCCAAAAGACACUGCAACGAUUGAGAGCAUUUAAAGAGAGAUGCCCCGGCCGGUCUGCACCAAAGACCCCUUGCCCAGAACCCGACACCCCAGACCUGCCAGGUGGACUGGCCCAGCGGACCUCCUCGCCCACCUCUCAGGGGAAGGCGCUCGUCCGUCCGUCCUCCAGGAAAACCAGAAGUGCUCCCUCCUCCGAAGCUAGCAACGUGAAAACCCCCAAGUGCCAAGACUGUCCUGGAAAUAUCCCUGUCCAGAUGGCUGUUCCAGCUGGUGACCAAACACAGUCCAAACCCAGUGAGGAGCUGUCACUGCUGCCUCCAUCGCCACCCCUGCCGCCGCCUCCCCCUCCCCCUCCUCCACCUCCGCCUCCACCAGCACCUCCGCUCCCUGCUUCGUCCUUUUCUCAAUCUGCGAAUCAUCAGAAUUUACACCUCAGGACUUCAGUAAAAGAUGACCAGCCACUCCCUCUCGUGUGUGACUUGCCUGCUGAAAGGCAGCGUGACUCCUCAGGCCAUUUUAAAUGUCCAGUUUCAGGGUCCAUGGACGAGGUGCUGGCCGCCCUGAGGUGCGGCAGAACCCCGCUCCAGAAGGUGGAAGUGACCACGCCGACCCCUCCCUGCACCUCCAUCAACGAGCACAUCCUGGCAGCCAUAAGGCAGGGCGUCAAACUGAAGAAAGUGUACCCGGACCUCGGCCCCGGCCCCGGCCCCAGCAGGAAGCCAGCCAGCGACCUGGAGCGGAGCAUCAAGGCUGCGCUCCAGAGAAUCCAUAGAGUGUCCGCCGACUCGGAGGAGGAGGAAGAGGACGAGGGGGAGGAGGAGGAGGAGGAGGACAGCCCCGGGGAGUGGGACCACUAGCUCUUCUCCAGGCUGAGGGCUGCGUGAAGCCACGGGGCCAGGCCUGCUGCUGACAAGCACGUGAACAGGGUAGUGUGGCCGUGUGACCCCCGGAGACCUGCAGGGCCAUGGGCCGGGCAGCAGCUGCUGCUUCAUGUUGUGGCUUUAGGACCCGAGAGUGGAGAGGUGGUGGCUGCACACACCAGACCGUAUUUGGGAUCUGAGAACCCGUAGUGAGUAUUGCUGGCAUAGAGACUAGUAUUUAUUUCUCACCGUGGAUGUUCUAGAUCAGCCGUGGGCAAACUACGGCCCGCGGGCCGAAUCCGGCCCGUUUGAAAU
This is a messenger RNA of Myotis davidii, 2475 nucleotides long. RefSeq names its product WAS protein homolog associated with actin, golgi membranes and microtubules (gene WHAMM). Gene Ontology annotation, biological process: endoplasmic reticulum to Golgi vesicle-mediated transport; Arp2/3 complex-mediated actin nucleation. The record is from RefSeq and is a predicted model, not a curated record. Gene Ontology annotation, molecular function: Arp2/3 complex binding; actin binding. The transcript has 8 exons. Gene Ontology annotation, cellular component: endoplasmic reticulum-Golgi intermediate compartment membrane; cytoplasm. Bases 277 to 2157 code for a protein of 626 amino acids. NCBI's taxonomy places the organism in Eukaryota, Metazoa, Chordata, Mammalia, Chiroptera, Vespertilionidae.